UUUUUCCUGGGGGAAAAAAGAGACAGCACAAACUAUUUAAACAGCUUUUUAUAGGAGCCAACAUAUUACACUGCAAAUGGAAAGUGGGCCAACAGAGGGCUCCACUUGACACCAUACCCAUCCUGGUAGCCUUGGAAACUGUUGUAGCAACAAAAACAGACAGCUUUUACAAAAUAACUACUCAAACCCUCCUCUCCCCAGAUGCCCUGUAUGCUGUUCCUUAUUACAAAAACAAGAUGGAAGAGGUGAACCGACGUUCACUGAAUCUGAAUUUCACAGCAGAGUCCGCGCAACUUGAGAGAAUUUUGCUGGGGAGACACCGCCCCACUGUCAGGGAGGAGAAGGUGGAGAACUCUGCUGACUGUAACAUGAGCAACGUUAACUGGGUUGUUAGCAAAGACUUUACGAUCGAAGUGGGGAAAAGGCAAAUUGGGGAGUAUAUUAAAACCUGGGAGAUGCCGCCCUGCUGGCUUUACAGUCUGGACUUCCUUUACUCAACCGAGGAGGAGCAUCAUACAUUCUACCACUACCGGGCCCGUUUUAGUACCUCGACCCCGCGGAAGCCGAUUCAGGGGACAGCUGGCGUCUACUUCGUCGUGGACAUUUCUAAAGUCAAACCCCCAACUCUGCCCGUGGAGGUGCACUUCAUAGUAGAGUCAAACAGGCUGGUUCACACACCCGGCAUGACCAGGUUCAAGGAGAAAUGGCUGGCGGACGUUAUUGAGAGCAAGACUUUGCUCCGUAGAGCGUUUGACCUCUCAACCAACUGACAACAGACACUGCCGAACCACCCAGAAGGAGUCAUGUUCUGGAUCCUUCCUAAAACACUAACUCAAGUUACAUGCAACUUGCUAUGUGUUACAUUAAAUCCUACAGGAUGGCUUUUUACUAAUAUUAGCUAAGCUAGUUUUAUUACGCUAAAGCCAAACGUAUUCAAGACAAUGUGGCUAUUUCCUUUAGAUAAUAAGCGUAUUACCUGUUAAAAUGACUAAACCCCUCAUGAUGUUUGAUUCAAAGCUAACGUUAGCUUGCUAAGCAGACAGCUGAAAAACUGCAGCGUGCAGACUGACAAACGUUUAACAUUAGCCGCUGCUAGCCUGACGUUAGCUGUUUAUAUUAUAUUGUUUGUCGAAUUUUACGCAAGGUCACAAAAUAAGCACAGUGUCGUCUUCUUCUUACCAUGCGAAACAAAGCCUGUUAAAUAUGUUGCCGAGGUAUUUCAUUCACUGUGGUGAUUGUACGCAGAGGUUGCUGGUUAAAAAAAUAAUAAACAGGAAGAAGAGAG
This is a messenger RNA of Micropterus salmoides (largemouth bass), 1285 nucleotides long. RefSeq names its product A-kinase anchoring protein 14 (gene akap14). NCBI's taxonomy places the organism in Eukaryota, Metazoa, Chordata, Actinopteri, Centrarchiformes, Centrarchidae. Gene Ontology annotation, molecular function: protein kinase A regulatory subunit binding. The coding region runs from base 237 to 770 and encodes 177 amino acids. Gene Ontology annotation, cellular component: cAMP-dependent protein kinase complex. The transcript has a single exon. The record is from RefSeq and is a predicted model, not a curated record.